AUGACCCAAACUUCGGACUCGCGGAAAAAGAUCGAGCAGGAGGAGACGGUGAUUCGGCAAGUUGGGGUUUUGUUUGAGCAAGUGCUCAGCCGGCCGCCGCCGAACAACGUCGUCGAGCUCUGGAAGGAGCACUUGGCGAUCCGCGAGAAGCUGGACAAAAUCGCCGAGUUGCAGUCGCAGCUCAGUGAUACGAAUGUCCUCCUUUCUAAGCCUCGGUUGGAUAAAUCUUCAUUUCGACUUGUAUUUUCGAAGUUUCAGAAGCCCGGAAAGCAUUGAGAAACUUUUGAAAUGGGCUGAUCAUAUGGGAAUUGUUAGGAAAAACGUCGAAAUCAAAGAAAGCGACGAUUUUGGACUCGAACUGAGGGCGUCAGCGUGGGUUUUUCUUUGAAAUUUUACUGUGGGAAACGAUUUUUUCAUUUGAGGUGUUAACUUGUUUUUUCGUAGUCAUUCCCGUUUUCCAAGAAAAUGAGCAGAUCUCAAAGCCACGAGAGUUUUUUGAAACUUGUUUUCAUUUUUUUUUUCUAGACGUUAAGGUAGAUACAUAAUGAAUAUUCAAAAUAAGUGGGAAAAUAAAGUUUUUUCUUUUUUGUAACUCCUGAAAAAUUAAGCUAGAAGCGUCUCACGAAGAAAGCUUACUAAUAAAAAAUCCAUAAUUUUAUCAAAUUCUUGUUAAUUUCUUUAAAAAAAGCUUCAAUUUCUGGCAUAUGUUUUACUUUAGUGAUAAAAUAAAAAGUAAAAUUUGCGACCCAAUAUUUCACUCCCUCACUGAAUAGCAAUAAAAUUGAAGGAAAUUUCCAGAGAAAUCAAAAAAGACGACGCGGUCAUCCAAGUUCCUCGAAACGCGAUCCUCAGUUUGGACUUGGCCCGAAAAACCGCCAUGUUGAAGUGAAAAGAAUCAAAGUUUCAACCAGUAAAGAUUGUUCAAGGAAAGCCUUCGAAAAAGACCCGAUAGUUCGAGGAAUGGGCAAUGUCGGGCUGGCCCUUUUCCUCUGCGGGCAGUUCUUGAACGGCGAAAACUCCAAAUGGUCAACAUACAUUUCUGUUUUACCUACCACUCUUACUACUCCUCUGUUCUACGAUCGCGAUCAGUUAUUGGUAAUUUUUGAUUUGCUCUGUAAAAAUCAUUUUUUUCGGACACCUUGAUAUUAAAAAAAGAAAAAAAAUAUAAUCGGAUAUUUGAUUCAAAUUUCGAUCAAGUUCCUGACUCAAAAAAAAUUUUUAAUUUAGGAACGAGGGUAAUAUUGCUAUUGCAAUAGCAAACCAAAAAAUGCGAGAAGAUAUUUUAAUUUUCUGAGAUGUGAUCUUAUACCUCUACAAAAAUUGAAAAAAAAAUUUUUUAUCAAUUCCGUCAAGUAUGUCAAAAUUGAGAAAAUUUUUUUUUAUUAAUUGUGCUUUUUUUUUCAAAAUUUACAAGUCCGCUUUUUUUCGUAUGUAUCUUGGUUUUUUUUUUACAGUACUCUGCCAUUAAUUUUAUUGUCAAGUUGGUUCUCAGGCUGAACAGUAGGUUUAGGUUUUAAACUGUGUUUUUUUCUUAAAGAAAAACUUUUUUUUCAUUUUUUGUGAUUUUUAUAUUAAAAUAUUGAAAAAUUUAUUUUAUUUUUUCCAGCAACUGAAGCCUUCACCACUUUUCGAAGAAGCUCUCAUGUUCUACAGAACCAUUACGCGACAAUUUUCCUACUUUCUAGUGUCAGUCGCCAAAAAUCGGGUCUUCGAAAACGUGAGAAAGGUAAGACAUUUUUGGAUUUUUAAGGUUCAAGAAUUUUUUCAGACGAAAACGGAACACGCGAACAUGGACCCACCGGUUCUGUACAAUACUCCAUUCACAGUCUCCAACUUCACCCUCAAUCUUUACUUGUUAGUUUACUGUUUCUACCUGGGUUUGUUUGAAAAGUGAAGGAGAAGCAAUUUAAUCCGCAUAUUUUGAAUAUUCAAGUCUGUCGAUCAAAAAUUGUUUCGCGACGCUCUGAGCGAGGAAAAAAGUUGAUUAUGGUGGAUCUAGAAAUAUUCGAAAGAUAAAAAUCAUGUAAUUAACUUUAUUUAAGCUACUACCGUUUAGAAAAAUCAAAAAACAGCAGUUUCUCUAGUCUUUUGUGAAACUUUUCAGAGUUUUUUGAAGUCAAUAGUGCUCUUUAAGUAUAAUUUUUGUUUUUUAUUUGUUUUUUAAAAUACACUUAGCUAAGUCUUAGCAUUUCUUUAUCAACUUUUCUCUAAUGAUAAUAGUUUUUACUUCAAAAUCUCGAGUUUCGCAAGUCUCUUCCUUUGCAAUCCUGCUUUGAGCCAUUCCAAGUGCGACCAUAAUGCUUUAAAUUUAAGAAAAUUUUAAGAAGGUCUUAAUAAAACUAUCGAACUUAACAAAUUUGAGAUGGGCUGUCGGAAUUGUGACAACUCGCGUAAAUAUGAUCCCUAGCGAGAGUGAGACGACGGAGAAGAAUGAACGGAUCAUGGUUCUAAAUGACUUUUUUAGAGUUUAAAAUGAAGUUAUUUUUUUUAGGUUCCUGCCUUGAUUCCCGUUUUCGACAUGGCCAACCAUGAUUUCGAUGCUUUGGCUUCAGACGAUGCCGUUUGUUUCUCCGUCGAAGACGAUCUUGCCAUGGUUUUGUUUUUUAUUUUAUCAUCAACUGAUUUUAUUAAAUUAGUUAAUCGAUAAGAAGUUAAGGGCACUUAUAAGGAAACUGUAUAAUACAAAAAAGGUUAAUCCAGCUGUUUCGAAAUCUCUUUUCAGGCACUUAUUGUAGAAUGAAUUUCUUUGUGUUUUUUUCAUUUUGAAAUUUAUCAUGCGGGUCUAUUUUGAAAAAAAUAAUCAAGGAUAAUCAGUGGACUGGCUCUAGUGACAUAUCCGUCCUUGUGUGUGACGCCUGGGGGUUUUUUGAAGUCAUGGUUUCCCACUACCAACAUUUCUUGAACCCCUUGGUUGGGUCGGGGCAAAAAUCGAACUUGUGACCCUGUGGACCGUAGGCAGGCACACAACCUGUUGCCCUACGGCGCACCCCGCUAAACAUCUUUUAAAAGAACAGGAACUUUCGAUUUAAAAACAUUGAGUUCAGCUGGUGAGUGCUAAAGACGUGAAGAAGGGCGACUCGGUCUCGAUGUUCUACGGUCGCCGUAGCAACGGAGAUCAUCUCCUCCAUAACGGCUUUGUUCCCAGAGGCGAGAAUCCCAGCGACUAUUACAAGUUGAAAAUCGGUAGAACCAUUUGGAGAGAUAAAAUGAGUAAUACUUGUUCAUUUGAGGGAUCCCGAAGACGGACAAGGCUCUCAACGCCAAACAGGCGCUCAUUUCGGCGUUCGCUCCGAGCAAUUGGAUGCAGUCAAAUAUCUUCCAUUUCGACUUGAUUAAUGUCCGUUUUACCGCUUCAUUGCGUCCAUAAACAGAAAAGGCGGUAAUUAGAACAGAGAAAAGGAAUUUGUUUAGUAGAGGGGUUUUUUUUUUCAAAUUUGUUCACUUUUUAAGGUGUCUUAGAAGCUAUAGUGGUCCCUAUCCACGAUUUAAAAAAAUUUGAUUGAAUAGAGAAAAAAGAACAAUCAAAAAUUCGCUGAAAAAACUCACCGUUGAUUAAAAGUUUGAAAAAUCUGAUAGCUGACCAUUUUCAGAAUCCGGAACACCCGUUCCCAGAGGAACUUGAAAAGUUCGCUCAGGUCUUCACAUUGGAUGACCCGAAUGCAAAGGUCAUCAUUAUUAUUUCGACUUCUGGAAAAUUAGAUUUUUCAGUUUGAACUAACCACUGAGCAAAGAAAAAAGGCCUUGGAGUUCCUGAAAACCCGCUUUUCUUUGUUGGAAAGUUCGUACGGGAAAGAAGAGCUCAGCGUGGAUCUGCCUGGAAUUCCCGGCGAUAUCGCGCGGCUCAAAGCCUCGGAGCGCGAAAUUCUCCGCAACUCCAGGUUUCUUUCAAUUUUCGUUGUGUUCAUGGCUUUUUCCAAUUUUCAGGAUAUACUGCGAGAAUCUCUUAAGCAAGCUGUCAUAA
Messenger RNA from Caenorhabditis auriculariae, 3961 nucleotides. NCBI's taxonomy places the organism in Eukaryota, Metazoa, Nematoda, Chromadorea, Rhabditida, Rhabditidae. The record is from the annotation of a GenBank genome assembly.